UAGGGUGCUCUCUGAGAAUCAAAAGAAAAAGGGCAAAAAAUAUAUUACGAGCUGAAAGUCUUCCUUGAGCGUCCUCGUCUCCGCUGUCUUCCUCUGUUCUCUGUGCCGAGGGCUCGAGCUAGGGUUUUCUCGUCUUCGAUCGAGGAGGGCGACUCGGCGAUCGUGGGUUCGUGGUCGAAUUCCAUUUGCCAGAAUGGCGUACCAGGGAAAGAAGCUGGUCAAUGAUCCGAAUGAUGUGGUAACUGAAUUUAUUGAGGGAUUAGUUGAAACUUAUCCUGGUUUACAGUACUUGGAUGGCUUUCCACAGAUUAAGGUAGUACUACGUGCUGAUGUCUUGAGUGCUACAUACAAUAAAGUGGCUGUCAUAUCUGGAGGUGGAGGUGGGCAUGAACCUGCUCAAGCAGGAUUUGUUGGUCCAGGGAUGUUAACAGCUGCCAUAUGUGGUGAUGUUUUUACCUCCCCGCCAGUCGACUCUAUUUUGGCUGGUAUUCGAGCUGUAACAGGUCCCAAGGGUUGCCUUUUGAUAGUCACGAAUUAUACUGGUGAUCGACUGAAUUUUGGAUUGGCAGCUGAGCAAGCAAAAGCAGAGGGAUAUAAAGUUGAGAUGGUUGUCGUUGGAGAUGAUUGUGCUCUUCCACCACCUCGUGGCAUAGCUGGACGAAGAGGAUUAGCAGGAACAAUUCUAGUUCAUAAGGUUGCUGGAGCCGCUGCAGAUGCUGGUGUACCCCUUGCUGAUGUUGCUGCAGAAGCAAAGCAUGCUUCUGAAAUGGUGGGUACAAUGGGAGUUGCACUAUCAGUCUGUACACUUCCUGGUCAGGUCACAUCAGAUCGCCUAGGUCCAGGAUUGAUGGAACUUGGACUUGGAAUUCAUGGAGAACCAGGCGCUGCUGUUGUUGAUCUUCAGCCAGUUGAUGUUGUGGUCUCUCAUGUUCUCAAGCAGAUAUUGUCAGCGGAAACUCAAUAUGUCCCAAUCACCAGGGGCAGCCGAGUGGUUCUGAUGAUUAAUGGACUUGGUGCCACACCUGUGAUGGAGUUGAUGAUUGCAGCAGGAAAGGCUGUUCCACAAUUACAGCUAGAACAUGGACUUGCUAUUGACCGUGUUUACACUGGAUCAUUUAUGACUUCACUCGAUAUGGCAGGAUUUUCCAUUUCCAUUAUGAAGGCAGAUCCAGCAAUUCUGGCUCGUUUGGAUGCCCCAACUCGGGCUCCAUGUUGGCCUGUUGGUGUGGAAGUUGUAGGUGAUCGACCGCCUACCAAAAUUCCUGUUCCAGUACCAGCAUCAAAUGCAAGUAGCAAAAAAGAGUCGAUAGUGAGUGAACCAAGAAAGCUUAAUGAGCUAGGCUGCAUAUUACAAGUUGCUAUUGAGGCAGCUGCACAAGAGAUAAUUAAUCUGACAGAGAAAUUAAAUGAGUGGGACAGUAAAGUGGGUGAUGGUGAUUGUGGGAGCACUAUGUACAGGGGUGCUACAACUAUUCUUGAAGACAUUAAAUGCUAUCCACUGAAUGAUGCUGCAGAAACAGUAAACGAGAUCGGAGCCUCGCUUAGAAGGGUUAUGGGCGGAACUAGUGGAAUCCUGUAUGAUAUAUUCUGCAAGGCUGCAUAUGCAAGCUUGAAACAAAACCAAGUUAUUUCAUCGAGACAAUGGGCUACUGCUCUGGAGGCAUCUGUAGCAGCUGUCAGUAAAUAUGGUGGUGCAGUUGCUGGAUAUCGGACUAUGUUGGAUGCACUAAUUCCAGCAUCUGAAGUUCUAAGAGAGAGAUUGGAUGCUGGAGAUGAUCCUUUAAAAGCCCUUCUGUUAUCUUCUGAAGCAGCAGUGACUGGGGCUGAGUCUACGAAGAAUAUGCGUGCCCUGGCUGGUCGAUCUUCUUAUAUUGCUCCUGAUCUACUAUCUUCUGUUCCUGAUCCUGGAGCAAUGGCAGCAGCAACAUGGUAUCGAGCUGUUGCUCAAGCUGUUGAGAGCAAAUUUCAUCCAUCAAAAAAUUAAUAUCUUUUGGUAUACCAUAUGAACUACAGUUUCACACCGCAGCGGCAAUUGUUCACAUUUUGAUGACUUUGCUCAUUUGUUUUCCGCUUGUGCUAGCAUGAGCUGAGAAAACUACUAUACUUGUCCCUUUGUCAUAUUCUGCUGUAUUGUAAGAACCUUGAAUAAAGGAAUAGUUUACUAGUUUUUUACCCCCCAAUAUAAUGUUGUAAUCUAACAUUGAGAAAAAGAUUCCUUUCAGCAA
Zingiber officinale is the source of this 2225-nucleotide messenger RNA. RefSeq names its product putative 3,4-dihydroxy-2-butanone kinase. Gene Ontology annotation, cellular component: cytosol. Gene Ontology annotation, molecular function: glycerone kinase activity; ATP binding. Gene Ontology annotation, biological process: glycerol catabolic process. The record is from RefSeq and is a predicted model, not a curated record. The coding region runs from base 194 to 1984 and encodes 596 amino acids. NCBI's taxonomy places the organism in Eukaryota, Viridiplantae, Streptophyta, Magnoliopsida, Zingiberales, Zingiberaceae. The transcript has 20 exons.